UUAUAGAUGGAACAACCGAUCUACAUGUAGUUCCGUAUCCUAAUACAAUGUACAUGUAUACCUACAAAAGAUAUGAAACCACAGACAAUGCCUUGAUUGAAAGAAGUUUUAAACAACAGAACGAUAUAAGCAUUUUAACUUCCUUGUUUUUUCAGAUCGUACACCUGCUAUUCAACAGAAUAUUAGGUCUAUAAAGAACUAGAUGAUGAGGAAAAUUUCUUUUCAUUUUGUUACUGUUUGUGGAUAUCUAAUUGCUUGGGGAAUCUUUGCAUAUAGUUUUGACAUUGAUUACGAAUAUCAUUAUGAAUACAAAGCCAACUCAGUCGUGUUAGGAAAGUUUCCAGUGGUGACCAUUGCCAAGUUCAGAAUCCAGCCGCUGAUGCAAAGUAAUGGCUCCAUCAUUUGUCACUUGCAUAUGAACAGUUUGACCCAGUCUGCCGGAGGGAAAACUGUAAGCAACCCGGUGGGAUGGAAUUUCAAAAGAGGAUUUGAGUUUGAGCUAUCUGAAGAUGGUCUAAUUAAAGAAGUAGCACAUCACAACGAAGACCAUCAUGACGUAAUUAAUUUCAAAAAGGUUCUUGCUAGUGUAUUUUCAGCCAUACGAAAGCCUCGAACUUCGACUCGCAAGACAUUUAACAACUGGGAACAAGAUCAUUCGGGUUACUUACAACAUCGUUAUGAAGUGCAAAAUACAACUAUGGGCUAUAAAGUGGAUAAAUUUCAUGAGAGUGAAGGAAAGGUCUAUAGAAAACACAGAAAGACUCUACAUUACACCAACACCGGAAUUAUUGAAUAUAUACGUGUAGACGACAAAGUUAUUAUUCAGAACAAAAACAAACAAAAGAAACAAGAAAGAAGAUAUUCCGUAUUUGGAGCAAGAGCGAUAGAAGAGGAAACUAGAGGAGAUGUUAGUGAUAUAGAAUCAAACACGAAAACGGAAGUUCGUCUUGUUAAUAAAAUUAAAAUACACGGAAUGAACCGAGUUUUACCCCUAGCAACAGAAUUAAAAGUAAAAGAUAGCAUUGCCGCUAAAAAGGGCAAAUCUCAAGUUUAUUUGAAAUACGACGAAGUUCAAGAAGUUAUAAAUUCUAAAGUAGCCUGCAUUGAAUUAAGCAAGAACACAGUCAACGAAAAAAGAACUAAUUGUUUCGUUGAGCUAUUAGAAACAGUAAAUCGACUUCAUAAAGAUGAGUACAAGAAGCUUGCUUCCAGAGAGUUAUCACAGCAUUGUUGGAGCAAUAACACGAUGUGCAUAUCACGAAGGAAUGUAUUUAUUGAUCUUUUAUUGGUGAAGGGAGAAAAUAUCACUCAAGACCUAACCAUUCAACAUUUCCUGCAAAACAAAGAUGUCAACGAAACCGAUCUCUUUCGCAUAUUUUUUCAUGUUGGAAAAAUCGAAGCUCCCACUUUGGAAUUUUUGGAGGCUGUGGAAAGACUUUGUCUUGAACCAUAUCACUCGAAAAUAAGAUAUACGGCCAUGACAAAAAAUCAGAAACACGCAUGUUUGGCAUUAGGCACAUUGAUUAAAACUUGUAGAAACAAUUCCUUGCACAUUGAAAAGACGGACAUACUUUUGAAUUCUUUAAAGCAGUGGUUGACCCUACAUAAUCAAACUCAUUAUACAGAACUACAAAACAAAAAAAGACCCCACCGUUCAGUAGACAGAAAUGACCGCGAGCUUCAUAAUUACACUUACUCCAAGAUGGUCUUAAUUCAUGCUCUGGGAAAUACUGGGAGUUCCAGGGACCAUCUUCUGACCUAUAUGCGACCUGGAGAAGGAGAUAACAGCUGGAGAAGGGCGGCGAUUCUAGCAACGAGACAUUUUGGUUGUGUGGAGAGUUCGACAGCACUAUUUAAUUUGGUUGUGAACGAUGAUCAUUCUGUGGUAAAACAACAAGCACUUGAAAUGUUUGAGAAUCAUCCUUUAUCCAAUAAAAGUAUUCCAGAGCAUAGAGAUAUUAUCUUAAGUCGUUUUUAUAACUAUAAGACUCUGAUGAGAACAAAGAGAGGCAUUCUAGAUGUAGGUUUGAAAGAUGGUUUCUUUUUCUCGUUAAAACUGCCUGGAAUUCAAUGGACAAAACAAGUUGGAAACGACGCCCUUGGAGCCGCGUUUGGAAUCAGUUUAACAAAUGAACUGGAAAUAGAAAUAAAACCUCUUAGGAGCCAUGCCAUGAUCAACAUGUACGAGAAUGCUUUUGCCAAAGUAAUGUUGGGCUGGUUUAACGUGGAACAAUAUCUUUUUCGAGCACACGCCUGUUACAGAGGCCAUGCAGGAUAUGAUAUCAAUAUUCUCAAGGUGUGCAUAAAGCUCACACUUGGAAUUUUCAUUGACGUGAAGAACAAAAUGAUCGAAACUUUGUCUUAUUUAAAAGGAGGUACCUCUUUCUGGAUUGACUAUUGGGAAGAUUUUAAAGAAAUUCUUGGAGACAUUCAAGAUUUGUUUCGACUUAUCUUUAAAAGGAGGGAAAACAUACCAGCGAUAAAUAAAAAAGACAAACUUUCAACAGCUCUUACAGAUGGUAUUCAAAUGACGGCGGAACAAACAAACAUGGUUAUAGAUUCAAUCCAAAAAUCAUUCGGGAACUUCAGCACAGAAUUUAAAGAAACUUUUGAUGAGAUACUAUCUCCAUUUGUUAAUUCAUUCUACUCAAUGUUUAAUGCUGUAAAAGCAGUAAAAUCUGGUUACAUGUCCAUAAGAAACACAUAUAUAAAAAUCAAAAAUGUUACUCAAAAGAUCUUUGGUUCUAAAUUCCACAUUACAUUUCCCAAUCAUCGAAGACGUCAGGAUUCAACUUGUGGUCUCGGUGUUUGGCCCACCAAUCAAAAUGAGAGAUAUCAAACACUGGGUGUUGAUGUCCAAGUAACCGAAUUCUCUGAUAUAAGAUGCCCUGUUAAUGGUGAAGUUUUCAAGGAGAGUAACAGGGUACUGAUCUUACCAACUGACGAAGAUUUUAUCGACUAUGAAAUCAUUAUAGAAAAUAUAAUUCCGGAAUCAAACAUAUCAACAAGUGGACAAUUCCUAAUAGCGGGUAAAGACAUAAUCGGAAAAGCUGAUAAGUCACCAUGUAAACGAAAUUGUAUCCACGUAUCUGUUCGUAAAAAAUCUCCAAUUCAAAUAAGGGACUCAGAUUACGAAUAUAUAGAUCCUUCUCCCUUUCUUGACCAUUUGCUUCCAAGUCCCCGCUGGAUUUGGGAUUGUCGGGACUACACCUAUAUGAACGAUUUAAACGUAGUUUCAGCAGAUGCAACAGGCGAAGUAUUAGAGAAAGUCAACAAAGAAAUUGUUCGAUCAAAUUUCGGAGAAGACAAAAUGAAUGGGUUUCCACCAAUCGAACCAAAGUAUCGACCUCCGGACCUCGAAGUCAAUCGGUCUGAUCUAUUUGCCGUGACCGCGUUGGAAAAAUUCACAAAUGGAUUUAAAAGCAUAGUGUCCCAAUUCACAGACAUUGCCAAACAGCUUUUCGAUUUUUCAAACAACAGGACUGCAACUAAUCUUUUGGAUGCUGUGAAUAUCAAUAAAUACCCUCUCGGUAAAAUUAAAGAAUUACUAGGAGAAAAGGUUGAUUCAGAAAUGAACAUCAUUUUUGAUAAACUUCAACGAAUCCGGUCCUCAGUUUCAGCUCAGAAUUUAGAUGGAUUGUCCAUGUUAAAACUUCAAUCUUUACUGUCAGCAAGUUAUAGCUCAGCUUCUGGAGCAAAAUCAAAAAUGAUUACCAGAAUGUUAUCAAGAACAGAACAAGAGUGCCCAUCAUUUUUAAACACACUUCCAAAAGGCCCUGGUAACCUUUGUUUUGUUCAUCAAAGUUGCAACAAAAUUUCAUGUGCUGUUCAGCUUUUGUAUGCCAAUCAAAGAACGAUGGCAACAUUUGAUAUAAAGAUGGAUAACUGUUUAAAACAAAUCAAUGUAUCGACUCAAUCAACAACGACAGUUCUUGAAUUUCAAAACGCAGAUGAGAUCAAAGAAAGGGUCAGGCUUGCAGAUUUGUCCACAAUGAUGACAGCAGACCUUGUGGUGUCAGUUUCUAUCCUUUGGUCCAAUCCUGUAAUUUCUUUAAGUGCGGAACUUUGUGUACCAGCUUAUAUAAGUUGUCUGAAUACGAUACCCAUUAUGGUUAAUUACGAACUCGAAGAAACAGAUUGUUUCACAGAUAUAUUGUUAGAUGAUACUGAUGCAGUUUUACCAAGCAUGAAUGACAUUACUGUCGAGGACGUUAUAGCAGAACUUUCCAAUUACAAUCUCCUUGAUCGAGAAAUACUUAAAGUUCUGGAUACCAUCAGAGAAGCUAUGAUAAAAGAAUUAAUCAGUGACCCAAGAACUAUUUUAAAAGUCAUGGGAGAAGAAUUCAAGAGCACAGUUGACUUUUGUGUAGAAGCAGAUAUUCCAUUUCCUGUUAAGGAUUUCGUGGCUGUCGACAGUGAUUCAUACCCGCCAUUAUUUAUAAUGGUUGGACCCGUUCCGAUUUCUAUUGAAUUUAGAAUUGCAGCAUCUCUUGGACUUAAGAUAGAUGUAGGACUUUGUAUUUUGAGUUUCAAAGCACAGGCAACACUAAACCCUUGGGCAGGAGCCAAAGCACAGGGAAGUGUGAAUGUGAAUUAUUUCGUCUUCAAAGCUGGUUUACGAUUAACAGGUUAUCUCCUUGAAUCGCAAUUUCCAAUGAAAGUGGAAAUUACGUAUAAUAAAUUUCCUUUAGAAGUGAAGGGCAGUCUUAAUGUCAGUCUUAUACCAUUGCGGCUAAAACUUGAAGCAUUUUGCACCUUGGAUUUUUUUGGAAUGAGGAAAACAAUUUUCCGAGGCACUCUUUGGACCUACUCUUUAAAACCUAUUACCGGUAAUAUUUUCACGAAUAUAAAAAAUGAAAAAGAUACAACUCCGCCACAAUUUUUUUCACCAGCCGUCAAUGUUCCCGGAAAUCGACAAAAAAGGGAAACGGUGGUAAAUUGUCUUAUCAAACAAAUUACUGGUCGGAAUCAUAAAGACCCUGCCUAUGAGCUUCAGGUUGCAGCAGACGAUGAUAAAAGUAACCUGAAAUUGUUUUAUGCUAUUGGCACUCAACAGGGUGGUACUAAUGUCCUAGACUUCACAGAAAUGGGUGGAUUUUCUGUCUUCGUAGCAACUAAUGACUUACCGAACGGAAUACCUCUUUACUGGACAGUGAAGGCAGUGAACAGUCAAGGUUCUGAUGCUCGGGUGUAUUGCAUGCUCCAUACUUACGACAACACUUUACCUGACGGACGAGUUGACCCUUCUUAUAAAUACAGUUCACACCCGAAUGUUUUACUGGGUACCAUUACCGUUUUUGAUGAUUCCUUAUUGAAACAUACUCAUAUGCAAGCAGUGGGAAUCAGCUCUGGGAUGUAUGGAAGCGACAUCAUAUCUUGGAAAAAUCUUACGUUAGGAAUAACGUCACACAGGGCAGGGGUUUUUAAUGCUUUGAAACAUUUCAGCAUCCCAAAAGAUGGAAGACUUACAAACAAACCAUUUGCAAUUCAUUUAACGCAUACACCAGAAGAAUGUGCUACUAGAUGUGUCACCGUAGGAACAAAAUGUGUUUCAUUUGAUUACGCGUAUUUCACUGAGUCCUGUGAGCUCCAACAUGUUGUAGAAGGACCAAACGCAAAAUUACGCAUAAGUGGUUCUUACAAGAAUUAUGAAAGACUUGGAUUGCAAUACAACUCUUUUGAGAGAUACGAAGACAUUCCCCUUGAACAUGGCAAAGUUUAUUUUAUAAAUGCCCGAAUAGGCAACAUUCUUGGAUAUGUUGGUUACCUUCAUUCAGUAGGAACAAUGGUUGAUUUCACACCACCAAUGACUGGGCCUCUUGGCACAGACUUUCGAGAAACUUUCAAGGCCGAUGGCUGCAAGGCAUCGACAGCUCAACGUUGUACUGAAGUGACAUGGAAGAAAAAUCAUAGACACGUAAUUGAUGGCAAAGAAGCAUCAACAGUGAUUAAUGGCCACAACCCCCUUGUGGAUAAAAUGUAUACAAAAUCCAAUCACUAUAUAUCUGUUAAUUUUAAUGGUUUUCACGAUGACGAAUCUGGUAUAUAUAAAUACUUAUGGGCAGUAGGCAAAUCUGUUUGCUCACAAGAUGUGGUUAAUUUUUCCGAUCCACAUGGAUUUUUGCACAGCGAUAAACAUUGGACAAACAAUGGAAUUGAAAAAAACCUUCACUUACAGGAUGGAAAGUACUUCAACACAAUUCAAUGUCUGAAUAGUGUAGUAUUUGGGGGUUCUUUAGUUACAACGGUAUGUCACAGUCUACCUCUGAUAGUGGACACAACUCCGCCGUUUCUUCAUGGCAUUGAACAAAUCUAUUACGACGAGUAUUUCGACAUUUUGGCAAUAUAUUAUAAGGCUGGUGACAACGAAUCUAUGUUGGCCGAUGUUGAAUUUGGUUUAGGAAAGACAAAGUACGAUGUACUUGUCAUGAAGAAAUCUUAUCAUCAACCGAUGAAUGGGGAAGAUCAUCCAUUUAUUGUAAUAGAAGGGCUUGGUCUGAAAGAAGGAGUUCCAGCAUGGCCAAGAAUACGAGUCAACAAUGGAGUUGGCCUAUUUAAAGCGGACAGUGGUUCAAAGCCUUUCAUUAUUGACAGAUCGCCACCAAUUGUGGGGUUCGUUAUAGAUGGAAAAAUCCAUUUUCGAGACAUAACUUACCAAUCCAGUAACAAAGAAAUUUGUGUUCAGUGGACUGGUUUCCAUGAUCCUGAGUCCGGAAUUGACCAUGUUCGAUGGGGAAUUGGAACAGAUCCAGGAGCCGAAAACGUGAUGGUGUUUCGCACUUUUUCACACAAUACAAUAUCUGCAUGUGUUAGUACUGUUCUUAAGCACAACACAAAGUAUUAUUCCACAUUGAUUGUCUUUAAUGCCGCUCUAAAUUCUAAACAUUCGAAGAGUUCUUCCAAUGGAGUUCUCGUUGAUACAACACCUCCAAUCCCAGGUUAUGCUGUAGAUGGCUCAAACUUAAAAAAAGAUUUGGUAUUUUCAUCAGAAAUAUCCACUAAAAUUGUUUCAUGGAACAAUUUUACAGAUCCAGAAUCUGGAAUCGAUAACUAUGUCAUAUCAAUUUACAUUAACAAUGCAAGGGUUAAAACGUUUAACCCUACAAACCACACUCAUUUGACUGACAAUUCUGUAAGUAUGCAACAUGGUGAUACUGUGCAUUUUAGAAUUGAAAGCUUUAAUAAAGCAGGCCUUGCAGUAGCUGUUAAAACGGAUGGUUUUACUGUUGAUCACACGCCACCAAAUUUAGUGUUUAUUGAAGACAACAAUUUAAGAUUGAGCUAUCAGAUUGAUGACAGCAGUCUGACACUGCGAUGGCAAUAUCAAGACAAGGAAUCGGGGAUAAAGGAGUAUCGAUAUUCUGUUUUUGAGUUAAUGCAUGGGAUAAAAAAACGGGUGUGGCCAAAGACAUCCAUGUACAUUUCAAUACCACCAAGUUUGACAUCACAGCCUACAGAAAUUUAUUAUACUGAAAAACUUGUAUCAGGCGCUACAUACUCAGUACACGUCACAGCUAUCAACCAAGCUCAACUGUCAACAGCUCACGAAUCAAAUGGUGUAACUAUUGACCCGACUCCACCAAUAAUGUUAAAGGUUUAUUUGGGUCUUUCGGAUGAAGAUGAAGAAAUUGAAGAUGGAUUUGUUCAAUAUGCGAAUUCCAAAUCUUUAAGAGUGAGUUGGGUCGGAGAGGAUCCACAGAGUAACAUUAAAAAGUUUUUUGUUGCUAUUGGAACGAGACAAGGGGAUACAAGCGUGACCAACGGUUAUAUUGAUAUGGGUAUAGAAACUUCAGCUGAUAUAAACGUUCAGUUAUUGUCAUUUGAUAAAUACGGUAUAAUAUACCAUGUAGCCGUCAAAGCCGAAAAUGGUGCUGGUAUUUUAUCAAAUCCAAUGUUUUCCAAACCAAUCAAAAUCGUAAAAGAAAACGUACCAGGAGUAAUUUGCGAUGGGCGUGAACAAAACGUGGACAAAGACAGUACAAAUGAUAAGUUUAGUAUUGGAAUGCAUUUCCAGGGCUUUGAAAGUGAAGCAUGUAAUAUAAUUGGAUAUGAAUGGGCAAUAGGAUCGCAGCCAUACCAUAGCGAUAUAUAUCAGUAUAGCAAGUAUGGCCUUGUUUACAAUGAAACUCACGGAAAAGCACAAACUCACGUUCAAUUAGACGAAAACAAAACGUAUUAUGUAACAGUAAAGGCAAAAACAGGACAUAAUUGUCAUGAAGAAUAUAUCGUAUCGACAUCCGACGGAAUAACCACCGAUUUCAGUCCUCCAAUGAUAUCGAAUAUAUUACCAUCACAUGAUGAGGGAACCUUUUUUGAUUCUAAUUCUCAAAAUAUAUAUCAGGCAUAUCUUGAUUCAUUUCAGUACAGAUGGAAUGUAAGUGAUCUGUCUUUACUCCGAUACAUUAAUUUCUCGGUCGGAACACUACCGCUUAAACAUGAUAAACUUCCUUUACGGCCAUCUUUAAAGUCGAAAAUAGAGCCCGGUGUAUUUUUACCAAGAGCAGGGGAGUCAUUUUUUGUGACAGUUCAUGCAAUGGAUGUUGUUGAGUUUUCUGCAACAGGUAUAUCUGUGCCAAUUGUUGCAGAUAUUUCCCCACCUUUCAUUCAGGUCUUCAGUUGCACAAACGUGAUUUCAACAAAACUUUCUGUAGUAAAAUGUUCAUGGAUACAUAAAGAGGAAGAAAGUGCGCUAAAGCAAGUAAUAAUCAGCAUCGGUUCCAGGGAGCUAUCUGAUGAUAUCAUCAGAAACACCACUUUGCCUUCUAAUAUAAAUACGUACAGUGUUGAUGUUAAGAACUCUUUCAAACUUGAACAUCUCUCUGUAAUUUAUGCCACCCUUACUGUAAAAAAUGUAUUGAAUCAGUCUCUAACGGAAACGUUUCAGAUUGAUAUUGAUUCUUCAGCACCUAUAAUUGAAAACGUUACAUUUGUAACGUGGAUAAAUCCCGAUAAACAACGUGUCAAACAGAUAUGCCAACAACCCCAAACAUACGUGGAUGUCAGUAUAUCGGUCUUAGAGGAUAAAGAAUCUGGCUUAGAUAGAGCUGAGAUUUGCCUUGGAAGUAAACCUGGGUUGAACGAUAUCAAGGACUAUCAAGACCUGACUGAAACACAUGUAACUAUUGAUGGUAUUUCUUUGUUACCUGGAACACAGAUUUAUGCCACAGUCAGAGCUUUUAAUAAAGUUGGACUCCAUAAUGUUUUGACAUCAGAAGCAAUUCAAAUCAGUUUAAGUUUUGAUCCCAUCAUUAAAGUUUUGGAUGGAACAGGUGGCAAAGAUUUAGACUACCAGAAUAACCGCCAUGUAAUUCAAGGCACUUUCAGCUAUGUCUAUUCUGGCGAUUGUCCUGUUAUAAGAUCGGAAUGGUGCGUGGAGGAUUUAACUGGAAAUAUUGUCCUUAACUUCACAGAGAUACAAUGGAAUGACCAUUUCUUUUACAACGAUGAGCUUGACUUGAAGAAUAAUUUUUGUUACUUUGUCAAAGUAAGACUAACUGAUGCAUCAAAUCGCACAUACAUUGGCAAAUCAGAUGGUAUAACAGUUAAAAUCCAACUGCCAACUUUCGGUUUUGUAAGAGAUGGGCUCGAUCACAAUGAUAUUGAUUACCAAGAAUCAACAACAGACCUUUCAGCAAAUUGGGAUGCGUUUGGUGACGAGCUGUCUAAUGAUCAUUUGCAGCAGAUUGCUUACUAUGAAAUUUCUAUAGGGGAGGACACAAAAACCACUAGCGUUUAUAAUUUUACAAAUGUUGGUUUGAAUAAAAGUUACACAUUCACUGAUGUAAAUCUGACAUCCAAAAAUGUACUUUAUUUUGUAAUUGUGAGAGGAUAUAGUAAAACAGGAGAAUAUGCGGAAAGUUAUUCCAACGGUGUACGAGUGGGAUACCGUUUAAGUAUUAUUCCAGGAUCAAUAGAAGUGAACGAAUUUCAGAGAAGUGAAAGUGAAAUCACUUUAUCAUGGACUGAUUAUCAAUCAGAUAUCGGGAUAAAUGAGUAUAUUGUAGGUAUAUCUACCAAACAAGUUACACGAAAUAAUAACACUUAUUCAUGUUAUGAUUUUCAAAACGGUUUUGUUAUGUUUGAUGUAUACAUGCUGAAAGCUGGACUUGAUACUUUUGUAACUCUUAAAAACCUAACUCUUCAUCACGGAAUUUUGUAUUACAUUACUGUAAUUGCAAGAGAUGAAAUUGGGCAAUGCUCUUCUUCGGAGAGCAAGCUCAUUUUAAUUGACACGACACCGCCUAUUAACAGUAAUAUUACAUUCAUGAUUAAUCAGUGGAACGUUAGUGGAUUGAAGCAGUUCUUUGUAACAGAUGCAAAUGAAAUUGAAAUACAGCUGUUUGAAUUGGAAGACCCUGAAAGUGGAAUUGACAUUAUAACUUUUCGAUUGAAUGAAUACGUGGACUGCCCAACAUCUGAAAAACAGAGUUCAUUUAUUCUUAUAGAAGUUAAAGCCCUAAAAGACCCAAAAGUAAGAAUGAAAAGUUUAGAGUUACAACCACAUCGAUACUAUUACAUUGAUGUAACAGCAAGCAAUAACGCUGGGCUUCAAUCCCAAUUUAGCAGUCCAGUUAUGUUACUGGACACUAGUUCGCCAUCUGUAGGUUCAACAAAAAUUGGAAAUGAUUGGGCUCAUGAAAAAUUGUAUCAGUCUUCCACAUCGACAAUUGAAGCUUUGACAGCAAUUGCAAAGACAGAAGAUGCCUAUCUUUGUGAUAAUACAAGGACAAUUUUCCCUUCCAGAGAUGAAUUUGCAUGGACAUCUCUAUCGGGAGACUUCUCGCCAAGCAACGUAAGAAGAUAUAAAGACAAAUAUAUCCUUAAAAUCGGGUAUAAUGUUCCACUCACUAAAAUACAGAAGAGUGGAAUUAGACGUUCAAUAGGAGCCCCGUAUGAUGGAACAAUUUCUAUAGUACUGUCGUCUGCAGAAGGAAAAAAUAUUUCAACUUCAGUUAUGAUAUCAGCUUCAAAAGAAAAUCCAUUUUUCCCAAAAACCUUUAUAAGAUCUAAUCCAACCGUUUUUGAUGAUGUCGCCUUUAACAUUUCUGAAUUUGAGAAUGGAAAUGCAAAUAACCCAAAUCUGUUGAAUACUACAGAUGACCCAUCAAUAGCAGAGACAAUAUCACCUCCUAUUUCAGCAGCCGUUAAUAAGACUGGACCAAUAUACGAAAGUAUUAAUAAAGAUGUUUCCCAUGGAUUCGGAUUUCAAAUAUUAGGAGAUCAACAGCAAGAAAGUGAUAAAUGGGACUGUCUGUUUUGGGCAAAAGAUGCAUACGGAGAAAUUCACAGAUGGGUAGAUAUAAAAACGAACCCUGUUGAUUCACAACUUCAGUAUAGCAUUAAGAUGAAAAAGAGAAACUCUAAUGAUAAAAUUGUACUGGAUUUACAAUUUUCAAUUGACGGAGAAGAAAAGGCCAAUAUAUAUGGACUGACUACUGAUGAAAGCAAUCUCACUAUUUUUGUCCAAACAUGGAAUUUUAAUGAUUAUCGAGAGCCAUUAAAAGAUCCUAUUCAUCCUUUUAGAUCUCAAGCAAUUCUCUUUAAAUUGAAAAUACCUUCUAAUAAUACUAUGGACUGCAUAUAUGGAGCGGGAUUCUAUGAUAAAGAAAGUGGAAUUUCAGAAAUAUGGGCAGGUGUUUCAGACAAUAUCAAUACUCCAGGCAAUAUUCAUGAAAUGACGUUAUAUAGAAAAAUGUGCACACCUUGCAUGUUUAAUUGUUAUUUCAGUUGCGACGCAAAUUGUUCCUUCGACGAUAAUAAAGUCAAUGAAUUUGAAAUGUUACAAAUUAACAUUCAAAAUUUAAAUUUGAUGCCAACAGUUCUUUCGAAUGACGGAUUAAAUUCAACUAUGCAAACUGAAAUUCUAUCAAUUUUGCAGUAUUAUGUUAAUGUAAAAAUGAUAAAUUUUGCCGGUCAGUCAGUUACGAGUUCUACAAACCCUGUUAUCAUCGAUAUAACACCACCCGUUUGUGAGUAUAUUCAAUGCUUGGACCCAGUUUUCACAGGAAUGGAAACACCAACCCAAACAUUAGGUUCUAACAAAACCAUAGGUGCCUACUGGUCAUGUAUCGACAAUAUAAGUGGAAUAAAGAACAUUUAUGUCAAAGUUGGGACUGAAAAGGAUAAUAAGGGCAGUAAAAAGGACGACAAUAAAUAUGAACAAAAGGAGAUUGGACAUGUUUCGAAAGUUCGAAUAGACUUGGAUGAUAAUAUAUACUUUGAUGACAGAACAACUUAUUUUGUAAAUAUUUUGGUUUAUAAUGGUGCCGGUCUCUCAGCUGUGUACAGUUGUAACGUUUCCACAAUUCUUUCACCGCCUGAUGUGUCCACUACUGAUUCACAAAUAAUGCAUUCCUUGGAAUUUGAUAACCAAACAGGUGUUGUGUUUAUGGGCUCACUAGACCGAUUUGGGGUCAAAUGGAACACCAAGCGUUAUAUUUAUGAUGCCGAGUUAUAUAAAUGGCAAAUGGGCACUUACAAAGACGGCGCCGAUAUAAUUCCAAAAACUAUCAUAGGACUGACUAAAGAAGGAAGUGCCCAAGUAAUUGGUGGAGAAUUGUGGUUAAAUGGCAACAAGACAGGGAAAUCUAUAGCCUCACUAUCCCAAAAUAUUUGGCGAAAUUUAACCAACAAAGAGAUAAUCAAAACAGAAAGCGAUUUCCAGUUUUUUAUGGAACCUGGGCGAUGUGUUUAUCUUUCUUUAAUUGCAGUUGGAUAUUCUCAUUUGGAAGCUAAUAUCUCAACUAAUCAACUCUGUUUCAUAAGGAAAGACAAAGAUUUGGUUAUUCAUAAACAUUCUAAAAUCUCAACAAUAAUUGGAUGGAUUUCUGAUGACAAAUUUGAGGAAUUACAGCAUGUAAAUGGAAAUGAAAUAGUUGUAAUUCAGCUAAGAGGUUAUGUUUUGGGUGUUACUGUUGGAACUUUAUCCGAUUUUGAUCUCACCACGGAAUAUGGAUCAGCUUCAUCUUAUCGCUUUAGAAAGUAUAUCAUCAAUCCUCACACUACAAGCUGGUCGUCCACGCGGGAAAUUCGAAAAAGAAUUUUAAAACCGAUUGGAAUCAACUUUUUUAUUGCCCCUACUCCGGAAAUGGAUGUCGAAAGAAUUGAAGUUCACAUCAAAAUCAAUCCACAAGACUUUGAAUAUAACACAGUUCCAGCUCUUCUCAUAUGGGAUAGUUACACCUUUAAUUCCAAAACAAAAACAUAUGGAAUAUGGCGUCAUGUGGAGGAAAAUUGUGGAGAAGACAUUACAAAACCUAAAAUUGAAGGAACAAUAUACAAAGCUAAGAUAUGUAUGCACGUCUUCCAAAUGCCAUCAAGGAAAAAAAGAUCAACAAUAAUAAAAUUAAUUAUUCCUUACCAAUUUACGCUAACAGCUAUGAAUGUAUCGUACUACAACUCCCCACCUGUAAUAGAUAUCGAAACAAUAGCGACAAAAGAAGAUACACCGAUUAUCAACUUCCGAAUACCUUAUCAUGAUGAUGACCUUGAUUCUGUUCAAUUCUUCCUAAUUCAAAAACCCAAAACUGGAUUUGCAAAUCUGUCACUUGAUGGAAAAUUGACUUACUUACCAAAACAAGAUUUCUUUGGGAACGAAAGUAUAACAAUUCAACUUCGAGAUGAUGCCAGAUUACCAGCGGUAAUCGAGAAAAGUAUUAUCAUUAGUGUAACGGCAGUUAAUGAUAUGCCAGUGUUUGGUUUUCUAUACAAUAGUACAACAUUUGAUGUAAUGGCGAACAAAAGUUUAGAGCUGCGAUUUGAAGGCAACGCAACGUCGCACUAUAUGUUUGAUUUCGGCUUUGGAGAUGUUGACCAGAAUGAAACCUUAUCGUUUUUGUCAACUGUCACCAACCCUAACGAAGUAAAUGUCAAAAUAAUUCGGAAUAGUGCAUUACCAUUCAUUCCAGACUUGUUUGGAAAAAAAGACCUUUUUACACAUCAAGAAUAUUCCGCAGAAAUGGUACUUGACAAAGAUUUUCACGGAGACUUCUUUUUUUACAUUUUAGGAUAUGACAACCAAAACUUCUACACUGAACGAUUAGAAACUCAUAUCUAUAUUUUAUUAGCACCAUGUGACCAUGGUAUUUGCUCUCCUAAAUUCAAUGAUUCUCCACCAUGUAAUGAUAUCUCUAGAGCUACUUCUUUUGAUUUAUACAAAUGUAUCUGCUACCCGGGAUAUACUGGUACAUGGUGUGAGAAUGAAAUAAAUGAGUGCCUGCAGCAGCCUUGUAGAGUUUUGGAAAACUGCAUUGAUCAGAUAAAUAAUUACAAAUGUGAGAUGAAGAUAGUAGCACUUAUAGGUAUGAUUUUGUUUGGAUUCAUUCUAUUUAUAAUAUUGAUAAUCGCUAUUUGUAUCAACAUAAGGAUGAAACAGAAAAUUCCUGCUGGUGAGGAGAACAUUGAAGUUGCAGAUUUUUCCGACGGAGAGAUAGACCAAUAAAUCACACUAAACACGAUAUUUGCACAAGUUAUUGUGGAAAUGAUUCUGUGUAGGUGAACUUCAAAAGUUACUAAAAUGGUGCAAAAUGAAACGGAAAAGAAAUCUAUCAAAAAAUGAUGUUUAAUGUAAAUAAUGCCAAAAUUAUUUUGUAUAUUUGUCUUACUUUCAUUGUGUCAAUUAUUACAUGUCCAAUGAAACACACAUAUUUAAUAUAACCAAAACGUUUUUUGAAUCAUAAACUAUGUAUUUUUAAAGUGUACAUUGCAGAAUGGUUUAUUUCAUUCUUUCCUUAAUUUUUUUUAGAAUAAAAUAUGUCAUUUCGUUAUAGUUUCCGUUUAUUGAUUAGGUUUACGAUCGACAUGUAUUCUAACACUAGGGACUGGGUACUACCGAUCUAUUGACUAAUGAAAUCUUAAAAAAUCAUUUUAUCAUAAAUUAUAAUUUUGUGUAAAAUUUUACUUGACCGUAUUCCCAUUCCAGUUGGCCUUUGAAUAGUUCAGCAAUACACGGAUAUAAACAUAAACAACAAUCAACGUAUUAUAUUUACAUCUAUGAUUCCCUCGACUUCAUGUGGAACAUUAUUGCUGCUUUAUAGUUUUAUAAUUUUAUGGGACUAAAAUCUACAUACCCCGUUUAUUAUGGUCAAAACCUAAGAAAAAUCACAGACUGCACGAAAUGAUCAUGAUAAUUUCAGACUCAAAUUCUCAUAGGAGAAGAUUUAGCUGUUUCUUUUAGCUA
Messenger RNA from Magallana angulata, 15178 nucleotides. RefSeq lists its product as uncharacterized. Gene Ontology annotation, molecular function: protein binding; lipid carrier activity; calcium ion binding. Gene Ontology annotation, biological process: lipid transport. Lineage: Eukaryota; Metazoa; Mollusca; Bivalvia; Ostreida; Ostreidae. The transcript has 46 exons. Bases 203 to 14440 code for a protein of 4745 amino acids. The record is from RefSeq and is a predicted model, not a curated record.